Mixia osmundae IAM 14324 is the source of this 2841-nucleotide messenger RNA. RefSeq lists its product as uncharacterized. Gene Ontology annotation, molecular function: protein binding. The transcript has 3 exons. Bases 1 to 2841 code for a protein of 946 amino acids. The record is from RefSeq and is a predicted model, not a curated record. Lineage: Eukaryota; Fungi; Basidiomycota; Mixiomycetes; Mixiales; Mixiaceae.
AUGCGCUUUGCAGCCGUCUCCCCUUUCAAGAACGCAGUUGCCACGCCCGCAAAGAAGGAUGCAUGGUAUAGUGAGCUACCGGCCUCGGCUCAGGCGGGUGAAGUGGAGUCCAUCGUCGCUUCACGGCAUUAUGUCAUCGCUCGAGGCAGUUCGCCGAGAACGCUGAUCGCGCUUGGCUAUGAGGCCGAAGCAGCUCGCAAGUAUGGUCAUGCUGCACCCACGCUACAUCUUUCUCAUGACGCCGUAGCGUUAGCUUGCUCACUGUUCGACAACACGCUCGCGGUCAGUUCACCAAACGGAUCAGUAUCGCUCUUGCAAUUGCCAGACCGAAUCACGGAGCCCUUUGCUCCCACAAAGACUACAUCAUUGGAACAGCAGAGUACAUCAGCGACUUGCUUGGCUUUUCAUCCGCAUUCGCGUGGUCUCCUACUAGCCGUACACGGCGACAGGAUUGUCAUCUACGAUACCGAUGCACUAAGGGCAAGCUUGAGCUGGGACGCGCAAUCGAAAGGUGUCUGGUCGGCAGUAUGGUCAUCAGACGGUCGUACUGUAGCUAUAUUAGGCAAGGACGGCCAGCUCAAGAUCUGGGAUCCUCGAGCUUCUAUUACUACCGAAUUGCAUAGUCUGAAAGGCCACGAGGAUCUCGUCAAGCCUUGUCGUCUGAUCGCCUUGUCUGGCAAACGCUUCCUCACGACUGGCUUCUCCAAACUCAGAGAAAGACAGAUCUCAAUCUAUGAUCUGAACCUCUCGAUCGAGAAGCCAAGCUCAACGAAAUCAGUCGAUUCCGGCACGGGCGCUCUCUGCCCGUACGUAGACGCGAGUCGCAACAUUGUCUACUUGCUCGGCAAAGGCGAUAUGACGUUGAGACAGAUAGAAAUACUGCCCAAUUCUACGCUCAGCGAAGGCCUGUCUGCAAGUCUGCCCGCGGUUUUUGCCUCUGCUUGUCUGGUGCCGCCCUCUGCAAGCACGUUGGCCUUGAUGAAGGCAGAGAUCAGCAGACUGCUUCUGCUCUCGACAGAUCACGUCAUCAUACCCAUCAGCAUGACCGUACCUAGACGGCUCUAUGUUGACUUCCAUGCCGAUCUAUACCCCGCGAUAGCUAGCCAAGAGUCUGCCCAGGAUGCAUCAGACUGGCUAUCAGGAAAGGAUGCGCAGGUCGCGCAAGUCUCCUUGCAUUCAUCUUCACAAUCUCCAGCGCCCACGUCAGCAAAAGCGCAAGACACGAAACAUGCGUCUGCACCAACGUUCACAUCAGUGUCAAGCCUGACGAAAGCCUCGGCUACUCCAGGCAUGGCCCCCGCAGCCGUACUGGCAAGUGCGACACCUGCUGCUGGCGAGAGCAUUGCAAGGUCUUCGCCGUCACCGGCGUCACGAAGUGCCGGUAUUGCCAAUGCAGCGACCGUCCGUGAGACUGCGCCCGCACAGCAAAUGCCCAAGCCAUUUACGAACCCCAAAUCAGCUCAACGCUGGUCGAGGGCGUAUUUAUCUGGCAAGGCUCCUCUGCUGGCCGCAUACGAAGGCCUUGCCGGCGUGCACUUGACUACAAGCCCAGAGGUGCCAUUGCUGCAGAGCAAUCGUGACUUCUUCGCGUUCCCUCUGCCCGGCGUAGGCGGCAAGCUGGCGGUGCACGCUCUGAGCCGGACAGGUCGCCUUCCGACACACAUCCCGGCGAUCGUCGCUGGCUCGACUGUACAAGGCUUUUCGUUUGACCCUUUCGACGCUCAUCGCGUUUUCGUUGCUUGUGAGGACGGCAAGGUCCACAGCUAUCACAUUCCAGACGAGCACAACGAGGCAGACAUCACAAUAGCCGAAUUUGCUCUGGAAGACGGCAUGGAUAAGAUCGUCGGCUUGCAUCCCAACCCAGUCGCUUCUCACGUACUGCUGACAGUCUCCGAGGACCGUGGCGCCUACAAUGCUCGAGUAUGGGACCUUGCAACUCGCUCAGUUUCCAUCAGUAUCCCCUUGCGUGGGCCUGUCCAUUCAACAGUCUGGAAUUCAAGCGGGAGCAAGAUAGCGCUGGCGUUCAAGGACAAGACGCUGCAGGUGCUCGACCCGCGUCAGCCAGACCACAAGGCAGUCGGGCCAUCGCACGACAGUGUACGGAGCACGCGGAUGGUCUUCCUCGAUGACGAUACACUCGCCACAGCUGGCUUUUCGCGCUCGGCGAGUCGCGAGAUCUCUGUCCACCGCAUACUUGAUCAUGAGAUCAAGACUGUUGCGCGUCUGUCACUUGAAGUCUCGCCCGCACCCUUGUUCCUCCAUUGCGAUCGAGACAGCUCUAUUCUGUUCGCAUACGCAAAAGGCGAGCAAACAUUGCUCGCAUUCGACGUAGAUCUGUCAAAGCCGAGCAUCACCCGCUUAUCACCUUUCCCAAGCAGCUCACCAACCCUGGGCAUCGCUUUCUUACCAAAAGUUUCGGUCGAUGUCAGAAGGGCUGAAAUUGCCAUUGCUUUGCGUCUGACAAGCAAGACUGUCGAGCGUGUCACUUUCACCGUUCCACGCGCACGGCUCGAGUACUUCCAAGAUGACAUCUACAUCCCUACAGUCGAUACACACUCACCUGCAUGCACGUCCGCACAAUGGCUUGCCGGCGAAGCACCAGAGCUGCCGCGCUUCGACUUGAGGCCUGUCGACAUGACAGACUUAUCCAAUGCGCCGCCUACGCAAGCACAAAUUUCAACGAGGAACAAGAUCGCGCAGGGUCCAACGCUAACCGACUCGCAGAAAUCAGAACAGCAACUUGAGCGUAUAUUCAAGAUGGCGAAAGAUGACGAGGGAAGCGAGGAUGAGGCACCGGCGAACAAGUUGAAGGAUAACACGCCGGAUGAUGAUGAUUGGUGA